This is a messenger RNA of Solea solea (common sole), 4931 nucleotides long. Its product is annotated as gamma-aminobutyric acid receptor subunit alpha-5-like. Gene Ontology annotation, biological process: regulation of postsynaptic membrane potential; nervous system process; monoatomic ion transmembrane transport. Gene Ontology annotation, molecular function: GABA-A receptor activity; transmitter-gated monoatomic ion channel activity involved in regulation of postsynaptic membrane potential; inhibitory extracellular ligand-gated monoatomic ion channel activity. The transcript is spliced from 10 exons. Lineage: Eukaryota; Metazoa; Chordata; Actinopteri; Pleuronectiformes; Soleidae. The coding region runs from base 830 to 2224 and encodes 464 amino acids. Gene Ontology annotation, cellular component: GABA-A receptor complex; neuron projection; postsynapse. The record is from RefSeq and is a predicted model, not a curated record.
UGAGGUAAGGAAGGAAGGAAAUAUGAAAGAAGGAAAAAGGAACAACAGAAAGAAGGAAGGAUGGUAGGAAGAAAGGAAGGAUGGUGGAGAAGGAAGGUAGACGUAGGAAGGUGAGGAAGUAAGGGAUGAAGGAAAGGACAAAGGACAGUAGGAGGAAAGGAUGGAUGGAAGGAAGAAGGAAGGAGGUAAUGAAGGUAGUGAGUAGAUGAAGGAAAUGAUGAAGGCUGGUAUUAAGGACAGAGGGAUGGUAGGAAGGAGGGACCAAGGGUAGGUAUGUAGGAAGGAAGGAAGGAACAAGGGUAAGUACAUAUGUAGGAAACAAUGAAGCACAAUAGGAGGAAGGAAGGAAAGGAAGGGAAAGUCAUAUAGACAUUACUACAGAAAGAAAGAUGAAUAAAUGAGGACAGAGUAGAGACACAGCUCCCCCUGGUGUCAGAGCAGCAGAACAACACUGAACAACAUUCAUGUGUCAAAUAUUCACGAUACGUCAUAAUAUCGUCAUUAUAUCGUGAGUAUCGGUGACUGAGUUUCUCCUCACGCGCCACUGAUCACAGCUGUUAUUACAGACUGUACAGCAGGUGGCGCUGCUGCUACUGCUGCUGCUGCUGCUGCUGCAUCAUGACUGAGGAGGAGGAGGAGGAGGAGGAGACGCUGCAGCACACACACACACACACACACACACACGCGGAGGAAGAACCGAGCAGCAGCAGGAGGAGAAGAGGAGCGGAGGUCUGGAGAGAGAAACGCCGCAGCAGGAGCUUCAUCACACGGACACCGUGCAGCUCUGUGAGCGCUGAGUGACGACGAGAACCGGAGCAACACGGAGGACAUGGACGAUCAUCGUCCAGAGUUACACAACAACAUGAACAGAAGCUCAGUCAUUGUGAUCCUGUCACUGCUGCUGCACAGCGCCUCCUCUUCGUCCUCGGAGACUCAGAAAGAAGCCGGAGCGAACGACAACAGCACGGUGUUCACCAGGAUCCUGGACGGACUCCUGGACGGUUACGACAACCGGCUGAGGCCGGGACUCGGAGAGAACGUGACGGAGAUCAAGACCAACAUCUUUGUCACCAGCUUUGGACCUGUGUCUGACACUGAGAUGGAGUACACCAUCGACGUGUUCUUCCGUCAGAGCUGGAAGGACGAGCGUCUGAGCUUCAAAGGUCCCAUGGAGAUGCUGCCGCUCAACAACCUGCUCGCCUCCAACAUCUGGACGCCCGACACCUUCUUCCUCAACGGCAAGAAGUCCAUCGCCCACAACAUGACCACGCCCAACAAGCUGCUGCGCCUGACCGAGGACGGCACGCUGCUCUACACCAUGAGACUGACGAUCUCGGCAGAAUGUCCCAUGCAGCUGGAGGAUUUCCCCAUGGACGCUCACGCCUGCCCCCUGAAGUUUGGCAGCUAUGCAUACCCAGUGUCAGAGGUGGUCUACACGUGGACCGAUGGAGCAGCUCUGUCUGUGGUGGUGGAGAAGGACGGAUCCAGACUGAACCAGUAUCAUCUGAUCGGACAAACGGCCGGGACAGAGGACAUACACACCAGCAGAGGACAGUACACCGUGAUGAUGGCCCACUUCUACCUGAAGAGGAAGAUUGGAUAUUUUGUCAUUCAGACGUAUAUGCCCUGCUUCAUGACGGUAAUCCUGUCCCAGGUGUCCUUCUGGCUGAACAGAGAGUCGGUUCCUGCGAGGACAGUCUUUGGAGUGACCACAGUGUUGACCAUGACCACGCUCAGCAUCAGUGCCAGGAACUCGCUGCCUAAAGUGGCCUAUGCCACCGCGAUGGACUGGUUCAUCGCCGUCUGCUACGCCUUUGUGUUCUCGGCGCUGAUUGAGUUUGCCACAGUGAACUAUUUCACCAAGAGGAGCUGGGCCUGGGACGGGAAGAAGGCUCUGGAGGCGCAACAUCCCAAAAAACGUGACCCCAUGAUUCUGUCGAAAAAGCCCAACAACGUUUGCUCGGCAGGCAGUGGCGGCGUCAACUACACGCCCAACCUGACCAAGGACAUCUCCAUCUCCACCAUCUCCAACAUGACGUCGGUGCAGCUCCGCACCUCCGAGGCCAAGAUGGUGGACCCCAAGAAGACGUACAACAGCGUGAGCAAGAUCGACAAGAUGUCGCGGAUAGUGUUCCCCGUCCUCUUUGGAACCUUCAACCUCGUGUACUGGGCCACGUACCUGAACAGAGAACCCGUGGUGAAAGGAGUCGCUGCCUCAACGUAAUCUCUCUCUCUAUUUUUUGAUUUGUUUUAUCUGGAGCGCGUGGACUUAAAGGACUCGUUGUAAGGUCUUGACAAAAAAAGAAAAAAAUGUAAACAAAUAUCUGCGCUUGAAGAACAAAAACUAUACUCAACUAUCUAAUUCAAGCACUUUGAAUGGAUGCAAGGCUGCGACAGAAUCUCCUUCUCCCCUGAUCUUAAUGGCCUGAAAAACUGCUUUUAAGACUGUAAGACAAACGAGAGUGCGGUGCUUUUGCUUCAUCUCAUCCCUGCUGCAGUUUGCAUGAAAACGCGACAAAAAAAAACUAAACAAAAAAAACCUGACUGCUUUUUGUCUUGAAUGACGACCGUGUGUAUAUGUGUUGAUCACUGCUUCACAUAUAAAAGCACACUCACCACCACCAUCAUCACCACCACCACGACGUCAGAUUCUAACGCUAUGACGCAAACAAACUGCAAUACAGCACGUGUUUGAGUUUUUAAAGAAAUCCCACUCUCGGUCUCUGGAGAUUAACGCUGCAAGUGCAUUAAUGAUUGAACUUUAUGUCUCUUAUUUUCCCCGUCUGUUGCAGUGAGCGCUCAUGUGUCUCUGGUCGUCUUUACUUAAAGAUUCGACUGCUGCAGACCUGGUUUCCCAAAAAACCUCUGAUAGUUGAAGCCUCAAUGAGGAGCGGUGAAAGAAUUCUAUCUAAAGGUUAAAAAAAAGGCUGAAUUUCUGAGCAAAGAGGCUCUUCUUCAUUUAUAAAUCAUUGGAAAAUCAUCAUUUAUGCCAGUAUAUGUCUGCAGGAUCAUUGAGUGUCUCAGAGAGGACACUAAUAAUCAGCCGAGUGACGCCGAGAGUCUGGAGACAAGCGUUCACGCCACGAGGAUAAACUUUAACGAGGUCAUAAAUCAAACUAACAGCCAGGCGUCAAACCAAGGUCUAAAUUUAAACAAUGCAGCUUUAGGUAAAAAUGAAUCUGCCUUUAAUUCUGGACACGUUUACAACAACACAACAGAGCAAAGAUGUCGAAUUUUACAAGAAAAAUUCAACAAAAAGCCACAAAUAAAUGAAUAAAUAUUCACUAAGAGAGUAAACAUGGGCCAGAGCCGACUGCUGCAGACCUGCUUUCCCGAAAAACACUGAUAUUUCUGUUCAAGCUAAAACCACACUCGCAGUAGUUCCACAAGUUUUCGGGAAAAAAACAUUGCCCUUGGCAGCAGCUGCUACACAUGCUAGCAAUGCUAGCUAAAGACCGUGCUACCGAGUCAGUGUUGUUUCUUAAACGUCUAAAAACAAUAACAUUUAUUCAUAAUGAAUAUUUUCUCAAGAAUUUAGCUAAAAUCUCGAAGACAGAUUUUAGCUUAAGUCGUAUGCUAGUGCUAACCCUAGCAAGUCAGUGUCAUUCCUUCAACCUCUAAAAACAAUAACAUUCAUGGUAUAUUUAAAAUACUGUGAUUCCAUGUAUGUUGGUGUUUACCAACAAUAAACAGCUAUGUUUAGUUCUAGAAGGUUCUCAUGUGCUAGCAAACCAAGCUAGUGCUAGUGCUAACCCUCAGUCAUUGACAGUAGUUCCCAAAUGUCUUUAAAAAUGACUUUUUCUAGUAUUUUGUUCAAGUUAUCGUUGAUAAUUUAAUUUAUUUGACUUCAGUUUUACUGAAGAAGGAAAGAUUGUAGAUUUUCGGAAGCUGCUACACAUGCUAGCAAUGCUAGCUACAGUUAUAAAAACCGAGUAUAUGUUAUAGCGUGUCGUAGUGUAGUUCCUUAAACGUCUAAAAACAAUGACAUUUAUUCAUGGUGUUAAAAUCAUAUAGUUCCAUGUAUUCAUCAUCAGCUUGUUUUUCGCUCAAGAACCUGCUACAUGUGCUAGCAAUGCUAAAAGUAGUUCCUUUAACUUCCAAAAACACACACAUAUAUACAUAUACAUAUAUACAUAUAUAUAUAUAUAUAUAUAUAUGUUUACGUUUACUGACAGCUAAGUUUUGAUUCUAGAAGGCGCUCACAUGCUAACAAUGCUAGUCAAUAUAAAAACAAAUCCUGCUUGUAAAUUUUCAGCACGUAGCUUAGUAGCACUAACACUAGCAUCUGUUUAGCAUGUGCCUAGCCUCCUGGUUGUGGCUCACAUUCAGGUAAACAAAGCUCAUUUUUAAAUGCUCACGACGUAACGAGGCCUUGAAGCUACAACGAUGUUUUUGGGAAACCGGGUGGAGUCAUGUAAAUAGCUUUUCUUUUACUCAUUAACCUUUUUGCUUUAUCACAAAAUAUUGUGACAUUUGCAUUUUAAAGCCUUUAGAUGUAGAAAAAAGAACCAAAGUCUAGUACUGACUUGUUGUAAUGUCUUAUUUCUUCGUGUGAGGUUACGUUUCCUUCCUCCUUCUCCCUUCCUACGUUUCCUUCCUAGCUUGUAGAUUGGCACAAACUCUUGCUUCUAACGUGUCAGUCCGCUCGGAUUCUCCGCGUCUUUAUUUCCACAUGGACUCUGACUGGAGUGGAAGCGGCGAGCGCACGUCCACGGCUGCGUGGCGUGUUGUUCUCUGGCGUGGUGAGAAACUCAGGAACUAAAGGACUCCACGCUUCCAGCACAAGAGUUGCCUCAGAGUCGCGUGGAUUGUGACGCCGAGCGUCGGUUGACUCGUUCGCUCGCUGCUGGGAGCAAAGUCCCUCAUAACCUUUCGGGCACUGAAUGGCUUUGGUGUAAAAACCAUGUAAAUAAAGACGACAUCAGCUGCUA